GCGCCCCCAACAUAAACACCACCUGUUCCCCCUCUCUCACCACAGCCUACUGCACCUCCACAUUCACCUGCACACCGCCCGCUAGAGAACCUUCUGGCCAGGUAAGUUUCUCCCAAUUGCAUACGUAACCUGUAAAUCCCUCCGGUUCCCUACUACUUAUACCCCACCAACGCGCCUUCCUGCUCCACCACCAACACAACAAACACUUCUCUUCCCUGCCACCCUUCAACUCUCUACAACUCACUUCAAACUCAACACUCCCAAGUAACACCCCUCUAGUUUAAUACACAUCACCUCCACUACACACAUCAUGCCCUACGAGAAGAAGGCAGUCCACUUCGGUGGUGGUAACAUCGGCCGUGGCUUCGUCGCCGAGUUCCUCCACAACUCUGGCUACGAGGUCGUGUUCGUCGAUGUCAUGGACAGCAUCAUCGAGUCCCUCCAAAAGACCUCCACCUACACCGUCACCGAGAUUGGUGAUGACGGCGAGCGCAAGUUCACCAUUGACCACUACCGCGCUAUCAACUCCAAGCAUGAGAUGGACAAGGUCGUCGAGGAGAUCGCCACCGCCGACGUCGUCACCUGCGCUGUCGGUCCCAAUAUUCUCAAGUUCGUCGCUGAGCCCGUUGCCAAGGCCAUCGAGGCCCGGAAGCUCGACUACCCCAUCGCCGUCAUCGCCUGCGAGAACGCCAUCAACGCUACAACUACAUGGAGGGGUUUCAUUGAGGGCAAACUGAGCGAGGAGACCAAGAAGAACAUCGACAGCAAGGCUCGCUUCGCCAACUCGGCCAUUGACCGUAUCGUCCCCCAGCAGCCCCCCGACGCUGGCCUCGACGUCGUCAUUGAGAAGUUCCACGAGUGGUGUGUCGAGCAGAAGCCUUUCGAGAACGGCGGCAAGAAGCCGGAUGUCAAGGGCAUUCACUACGUCGACGACCUCGAGCCCUACAUUGAGCGCAAGCUCUUCACCGUCAACACGUCCCACGCCACUGCCGCCUACUACGGACACCAGAACAAGGUCCAAUACAUCCACGAAGUUCUUCAGGAUAAGAAGCUCCACGACACUGUCCGUGACGCUGUCAAGGAGACUGCCCACCUGAUCGUCACCAAGCACGGCGUCAAGACAUCAGAACAAGACGAGUACGUCGAGGAGAUUAUCAAGCGUAUCUCCAACCCUGUCCUCAAGGACAACGUCGAGCGUGUCGGCCGUGCUCCUCUCCGAAAGCUCUCUCGCAAGGAGCGAUUCAUUGGCCCCGCCGCUCAGCUGGCUGAGAAGGGUGAGAAGGUUGAUGCUCUCCUCGGCGCUGUCGAGCAGGCCUAUCGCUUCCAGAACGUCGAGGGUGACGAAGAGUCCGCUGAGCUUGCCAAGAUCCUCAAGGAGAACUCCGCUGAGGAUGUAGUCACCAAAGUCAAUGGCAUCGAGAAGGGAGAGCCCCUCUUCGACCGCCUUGUCGCCAUUGUCAAGAAGGUUCAGGAGAGUAGCUGAAUAGCCGUUGGUAGACUCUGAGUAGUAGUAGUCGCUGCGGCCUGAUGGAAGUGGAGUAGUUAGGCACUUAAGAACCUACCGUGGUUUAUUUACAGCGAGGAGGAUGGACAGCAC
This is a messenger RNA of Alternaria rosae, 1597 nucleotides long. RefSeq names its product putative mannitol 1-phosphate dehydrogenase. The record is from RefSeq and is a predicted model, not a curated record. Gene Ontology annotation, biological process: mannitol catabolic process. The transcript has a single exon. Bases 311 to 1483 code for a protein of 390 amino acids. Gene Ontology annotation, cellular component: cytosol. Gene Ontology annotation, molecular function: mannitol-1-phosphate 5-dehydrogenase activity. NCBI's taxonomy places the organism in Eukaryota, Fungi, Ascomycota, Dothideomycetes, Pleosporales, Pleosporaceae.